AUCGGCGACAAAGUUCGAAUACAUCAGGCUACGGCCUUGAACUUUACAUUGACCUUAAACAUGAGCGAAGUGAAGAAAGCACAGACUGCCUCGCCGGGCGAGGAUACCAUCUUCGGGAAGAUUUCCCGCGGAGAAGUUCCUUGUAAAUUCAUUUACGAGGAUAAUCAGUGUAUGGCCUUCAAUGACAUGUCCCCACAAGCACCUGUCCACUUCCUGGUGAUCCCACGCAAACCCAUCCCUAAGAUUGAGGAUGCUACUGAGGAGGAUGAACAGUUACUUGGUCAUAUGCUGUUUGUUGCUAAGAAGGUUGCCAUGCAACAGGGGCUGGAAAAUGGCUACCGUCUGGUUAUAAACAAUGGGAAGGAUGGUGCACAGUCGGUGUACCAUAUCCACAUCCAUGUGAUGGGAGGACGACAGAUGGGCUGGCCACCAGGUUAAGGUCAUCAGAGUUCAAGGUCACAGGGUCACAGCCAUCAGCGAAAAUGACUUCUAUACAAAGAAGAUCUUUAUAGAGAACAAGAUUUCAACCAGAUGUUGUUUUUUUUUUUUCAUUGACUUUCUAGACAAGUGACCUUUGGAGAAAGAAAACAAUAUUAAGCAGUUUUGUUAUUUUUCCUGAUUUUUUUUUAUUAUCAGUCACCUUGGGUGUCUUCUAUCUUGCCUUUUAUUUUAAUAAUAAAUUAGAAAUUAUUAAUAAUAAUUUUGAAAAUUGAUGGAUCAGAUAUCUUAUCAACGAUGCCUGACAUGUUUCUGCUUUGGUGUUCUGUAAGACAGAGAAAUUCAAGUUUUGAAUCAUAGUGAUACAUUUCAUACUGAUAUGCUUUUUGUCAUAAUUUACUGUGUCUAAGCUGUCUUAUUCUUAAUUUUGGCCAUAUGUGUUCAUAAAGCAGAUUUUUGUAAAACUUGUUACUCACCUUUUGUUAGUGGUAAUUCAUUAAUACUCAGAAUGUUUGCGACCUGUUCGUUACUUUAUUACAUUUUUUUUUACUUAUUCAAGAUUCUGAUCAGUAAAUAAAGUUUUUUUAGCCCAAUCGAUAGGUGUUUGGAGGGCCUAUUGGCCCAUCCAUACCAGCAGAGUAACUUCCCUUUGUUGUGGUAUGGGGUACAGCCAUAUUGUGGUGGUACUGUUAAAUCUAUAUCUAUACCUAUAUACUUAUAUAAACAGAAGAAAUGUUUUGAAGAUAUUGUGAAUAACUCUUUUCAUUGUGUAUGCUAAUUUUCAAUUGCUGGUGCAGUGCCCUUUGACCAAUAAAUCUUCUUUGCUAUAAA
Pecten maximus is the source of this 1269-nucleotide messenger RNA. Its product is annotated as histidine triad nucleotide-binding protein 1-like. Lineage: Eukaryota; Metazoa; Mollusca; Bivalvia; Pectinida; Pectinidae. Gene Ontology annotation, cellular component: cytoplasm; nucleus. Gene Ontology annotation, molecular function: hydrolase activity. The coding region runs from base 61 to 438 and encodes 125 amino acids. The transcript has 3 exons. Gene Ontology annotation, biological process: purine ribonucleotide catabolic process. The record is from RefSeq and is a predicted model, not a curated record.